AUGUGGGUAAAACCAGAAGAGGUCUUAUUGGCAAAUGCUCUAUGGGUAACUGAGAGGGCUAAUCCAUUCUUUCUGCUUCAAAGAAGGAAAGGGCAUGGUGGUGGUGGUCUGACUUCAUUGUUAGUUGGUACAAUAGAUACAGUUUUAGACACCAAGCCACCACCAUAUAGGAUAUUACACCAGACACCUAAUUCGGAAGUCUUCUGGACUGUUUCAACAUCAUUGCACAAGAGAGAAAUUCUUCAUCACUGGGAAUGGUUGGAACAGAAUGUAAUGCAAAUCUUGGGUGCAUUUGAAGAUGAAGAUGAUGCUACUGAGUUUGUUAAAUGUAAGAUUGAAAGCAUAAUUGCCAACUCUGUUGCCAAAACAGAAGAACCCAAAGAAGAUGAAGACACAAGAAUAUUUAAAUCAGCCACACAAAAAUGGAGACGUCAUUUCAGAAUGCCAGAGGAAGAGAAACUUGUAAAUUAUUAUUCAUGUAGCUACUGGAAAGGUAAAAUGCCUCGCCAGGGAUGGAUGUAUUUGAGUGUCAACCAUCUCUGCUUUUAUUCAUUUCUAAUGGGGACAGAAGCUAGGCUAGUCAUUAGAUGGACUGAUAUAACUCAUCUAGAGAGAAGCAAUAGUAUGAUAUUUCCUGAGAGUAUCAAGGUAUCCACUCGUGAAAAAGACCACUAUUUUGCUAUGUUUAUUCACCCAUAUGAGACAUUCAAUAUGAUGGAGCAGCUUGCCAAUCUGGCAAUGAAGCAGUUGUUAUCUGAAGAAGGAUUUGAAGAAGAUAGGAGCCUACCAUCAAGGUCUGACAUCAGAACAAGGGCACCAAAGAAAAUAUCAUCUUUGAAGAGAGACCUUGAUGCAAGAGCAAGAAGUGAAACCUACAGAAUCGCUGAUUUAUGCCAGUCCUCGAGGCGGAGAGAAAGGAACCAGAGUGAUGGACCGCUACCUGUGGCACUGCCAGGUGGCCUCAAUCACAUGGCCACCCAUCCUGGUUACUACUUAUCACUAAUAGAACAAAGCUUAGGUAAAGAGAGUAUUGCCACUGAUGAAAUUGAACGUGAUCUACACAGAUCUCUGCCUGAACAUCCAGCUUUCCAAUCAGAAUUAGGCAUAGCUGCAUUAAGAAGAGUGUUAACAGCAUAUGCUUGGAGAAAUCCUAGUAUAGGAUACUGCCAGGCAAUGAACAUUGUAACCUCUGUCUUGUUGCUGUAUGCAUCUGAAGAGGAAGCAUUCUGGCUGUUAGUUGCCAUAUGUGAACGAUUAUUGCCAGAUUAUUACAAUACCAGGGUAGUUGGUGCUUUAAUUGACCAAGGUGUAUUUGAAGCAUUGACCAAGACGUAUUUACCAGAUCUCUUUGACAGAAUGGACAAUUUAGGGUUACUUAAUAUGGUAUCACUUUCUUGGUUUCUUACUAUCUUUCUAAGUGUUAUGCCAUUUGAAAGUGCUGUCAAUAUAAUGGACUGUUUCUUUUAUGAUGGUGCUAAAGUAAUAUUCCAGAUAGCUCUGGAGAUCCUGGAUGCUAACAAAGACAAACUAUUGGAGUGUGCUGAUGAUGGUGAAGCUAUGACUGCACUGGGUGAUUAUCUAGAAAAUGUUGCCAAUAAAGAUGCUACCUUGCCUCACAUGCCACAUACUUCAGCUAUGAGUUAUGGAGAAGUUCCUUCUGUGGAAGUAUCACAAUUGAUCCGAGAAUCCUACAUCAAAUUUGGUAAUCUUGGCAAUGAAACGAUAGACAAGAUGAGAUUUAAACAGAGAUUAAAGGUUGUACAGGGGCUUGAAGACACAGCAAGGAGAAAUGUUCUUCGUAGUGUAGCACCUGAUGUUAAUUUUAAUCAAAAAGAAUUGGAAGAUCUCUAUAAUUUGUUCAAAGAGGAGCAGUUGACUAACAGUUUUUGGAGUCAGAAUUUCCAGCCAAUGGACCCCAGUCUACCAAUGUAUGCACAAAUGAGGAUAGAUCAAGAGAAGUUUAAAACUCUCUUCCUGGCACUCUCACCAUGGGGACUUGGUGUGUAUGCUGGACAGUUAGCCAACAGAGCUUUCAGGCUUCUUGAUGAAGACCAUGACAGUAAUAUCAACUUCAAGGAGUUUGCAUUUGUCAUGAAUUCUAUGUGUAAAGGAGAUUUACCAGAUAGACUGAGAAUGCUAUACUUACUGCACAUGCCACCUGCCCUUAUACCAGAAGAUCUAGAAAGCCCAUCUCCAAUAGAACCAAAAAUUUUUGAACAAAUGGGCAAAUUUUUCAUUUAA
Molecule: messenger RNA, 2241 nt
Organism: Saccoglossus kowalevskii
Lineage: Eukaryota; Metazoa; Hemichordata; Enteropneusta; Harrimaniidae
Product: TBC1 domain family member 9-like
Molecular function (GO): calcium ion binding
Source: RefSeq, a predicted model, not a curated record